ACACACACACACACACAGAGCCAGCAUUUUAAGGCAGGGACUGAGUUUCCUUCCUGUCGGCUGGAGUCAGGAGACCCGUCGCUUCAUAACAGUUUCAAAACAGCUGUAAAAAACUAUAAUAUGGGGACCCGAGAUGACGAAUAUGAUUACUUAUUUAAAGUGGUGCUCAUCGGGGACUCCGGUGUGGGGAAGAGUAACCUGCUGUCCCGUUUCACACGGAAUGAGUUCAACCUGGAGAGCAAGAGCACCAUCGGUGUGGAGUUUGCCACUCGCAGCAUCCAAGUGGACGGAAAGACCAUAAAAGCUCAGAUUUGGGACACAGCAGGACAGGAGCGAUACAGAGCAAUCACAUCAGCGUAUUACCGAGGUGCAGUGGGAGCUCUUUUGGUGUAUGACAUCGCUAAGCAUCUGACUUACGAGAAUGUGGAACGCUGGCUGAAGGAGCUGCGAGACCAUGCAGACAACAACAUUGUCAUUAUGUUAGUGGGCAACAAGAGUGACCUGAGGCAUCUUAGAGCAGUGCCUACUGAUGAGGCAAGAGCUUUUGCAGAGAAGAACAGUCUGUCCUUCAUUGAGACAUCAGCUUUGGACUCCACGAACGUUGAAGAGGCUUUCAAAAAUAUACUCACAGAAAUCUACCGGAUCGUAUCACAAAAGCAGAUUGCAGACCGGUCUGCACACGACGAGUCUCCAGGCAACAAUGUGGUGGACAUCAGUGUGCCACCGACUACCGAUGGGCUAAAAGGCUCCAAAUUCCAGUGCUGCCAGAAUCUGUGACCCCACCCCUCCCCACUUCCCAUGCUGCCUCUUCCUCUGUUCCACUCACUCUUCAUUGCUGCUUUGCUCCUGUGUAUUGUGCAACUGCUGCUCUAGCGCCGGUCUUUUUUUUCCUCCAUGUGGUAUCCAUGUCGGUUCUAGAAUUCUCCCCAGCCUGUGAUGUUCUAGAUAACACAUUCCUUUCUUUUUCUUUUUCCUUUUGUUUGCUCUCUUCGUUUUGAUUUGUGUGUGUGUGUGUGUGUUUUUCCCCCCUCUGUUCUGUUAUCCAGCAUCUGAAUUCAUUUCUUUUUGGUCAGGGGGAAAAAGUGUAGAACUUUGUUUUGGAAGUAUUUCUGUUUUGGGCACUGAUCGUGUGAACCGCUCCCAAGGAAAGGGAUGGUGAGGGAUCAGUGUGUCCUGAGCUUCCAGACGCUCUGAGGAGCCUCCUCUCCUACACUAAGCAUGGCUUUUACUCAGCCAGGUCCCAGAAAGGGAUCCCUGCUCAUUUAACUUCGGCUGAGGUGAGCAUGUUCUGCAGAAAUGAUAAGUAAAGAAUCUUUUGUCUUGUCUGGAUCGUAUAGAUACCAAAGGGAGACUGCAAUCAAAAGUUUUCAGUCGGAUUAAAUUAAUAAGGUGAACAUUUCAGACUGAACGGUCGACACAUUUAACCUUAUCCUGCACUAUUUAGAGCCGUCAUGUGGAAGUGAAUGCCUAUUUCAAUUGUUUAUUGCAUUCAGGGCACAAACUUACAGUAGUGAAGAGAAUGUGAUGUCUCCUGUUAAUCAAUUUAUAGAUAGAAAAAAAAAUAUAUAUAUAUAUAGAUUACUCAAAUGACACUUAUUGCAACUCAGACUUUGCACUGUUAGGUUAUAUAGCAUAGCAGUUAACAGGGAGAAGAAAACAGAAUUUCAGUGUUCAAGCCGAUCAGUUGUCCGUCAAAUUGUCUGCAAAAAAAGAUGAGCGUCACAGUCAUUGAACUCUUAUUUAAAUAUAAGUGAUAACAUUUGUGUGGUUUGAAAAUGCCUUAUGUUUUCCCAUACUGUGAUUAAAAAAUGCCUUUUAUUGAAGCGUGGUUAUGACAUUCACACAUCCAUGAAGUCACAUCAGCUGUUUGCCUUUUAUCAAGUUAUAUUGAAAUGAAAAUAAACCAAAUUACUGUCA
Messenger RNA from Astyanax mexicanus (Mexican tetra), 1917 nucleotides. RefSeq names its product RAB11B, member RAS oncogene family, a (gene rab11ba). The record is from RefSeq and is a predicted model, not a curated record. Gene Ontology annotation, cellular component: recycling endosome. Bases 121 to 777 code for a protein of 218 amino acids. NCBI's taxonomy places the organism in Eukaryota, Metazoa, Chordata, Actinopteri, Characiformes, Acestrorhamphidae. Gene Ontology annotation, biological process: exocytosis. The transcript is spliced from 5 exons. Gene Ontology annotation, molecular function: GTP binding; GTPase activity.